AUGUCGGCCCUAUCGCCCCAGACCGGGAGGGUCCGGAAACCUCCGCCUAUGAUGAGAAGGAUCUCGACUCGCAGACAGUUGCCCCAUCGAGGCGAACAGUUCUCGGUCGACGACGACCCCGACGAGGUUGUGGAAGAUCGAGAGCUCCAUACCCCCACUACCCAGGCGUUUCCCACCCUGAACCGAUCACUUUCCACCGUCCGUCGUCGGACCGCUGCCGCUCCUCCGUUAUUACCGCGAGUCGAUUCUGCUGAAGAGGAGGUAGAGGAGCCCAUUCCUCAGGAGUCGGCAGUCCUGGCCGAAGAUGAGGCUGAGCCCGAGGUAGAGGAACCACCGCUCGAAGAGUCGGAAGAUGCAGAAGUGAGUGAUACUGAGAGCUUCACGUUGAAAGACCGGCAGCUGGCCAUCAAUGAAACGCAUCCAUUCGGUAUAAGGAUAUGGAAGCCUGCCCUAUACAAGAAAAGCAGGUCCGUCGAAAAAGGAGCUGAAGAGGAUAUCCAUUCCUCCCCCAGUGAGAUCGUCAGUAGCUGGUUGUGGUUCUUCAAUUGUCUGUGGACAGUUCUCUUCGGCUGGUGGCUGAGUGCCGCUGCCCUCAUUGGAGCCCUGAUCUGCUAUCUAUUUGCCUUCGACUCUAGCGCGGUCGCGUACGGCAGAGUAUUCCUGGGCCUGGCCAGCUACCUGUUUUGGCCUUUCGGCAAGUUCGUCAGGCUCGAGCAAGACGAAAACUAUGUGGAGGAAGACGAAGGCGAAGGUCGAAGCAUUAGCGAGUACGAACGAUGGCAGAGCGGAGAUCUCGAGUAUGGGCGACUCAUGUUCGGACCUACUCUCACCCACACCGGGUCCAUCGUUGGACGACAUCGGAACAGUGUAGACUCUGCCAGUGAAAACGACAGCUUGCUGGACCGCGGCGCGAGGGCGGACAGACACGACACCAGUGUCAGCGCCAAAUCCAAGCGGCGACUCUUUGGGCGUGGCCAGUGGACCUUGGGCCGGGUCAUCUUCUUCAUCUUCUACUAUUUCAACGUCGCUCCGUUGAUGCUGCUGGUGUCGCUGAUAUGCUGGUUGAUGGUUUUCUGGAUUCCCAUGGGUCGUGUCACCUUGAUCCUCUUCUACCACCUCCGGAAGCGCCCACUCGCUCUGACUUUCCAUCGUGACGUUUCGCACGCUAGGAGCUCGACGAAACCCACGUCGAUCCUUCUCUGUACCUACAGAGCGGUCGGUAUCAAAUACUGGAAGUACACCAUCGAUGGAACCAACAUCUUCCUCAUCAACUUCCUGGCAGUUGUCGCUUUUGUCAUCUUCGACUACUUCGUCCUGAAGGUGGCCGGCGGCUUGGAUUUCUGGCUCACGAGCCCAGCUCUCAUGUUCACGUUGGCACUCAUCUCCAUCAUCCCACUGGCAUAUUUCAUCGGCCAGGCAGUUGCAUCGAUUUCAGCUCAGUCGUCCAUGGGAAUGGGAGCCGCGGUCAACGCAUUUUUCUCGACCGUUGUUGAAGUGUACCUUUACUGCAUUGCCCUCAACGAGGGGAAAGCUUCUCUGGUGGAGGGGAGUAUUAUUGGCAGCAUUCUCGCGGGAAUUCUGUUACUUCCCGGGCUGUCGAUGUGCUUUGGUGCGAUCAAGCGGAAGACCCAACGGUUUAACGUCAGGUCUGCCAGCGCCACUUCGACCAUGUUGCUGUUCGCUGUUAUAGCAGCAUUCGGCCCUACUCUCUUCUACAAGAUAUACGGGAGUCAUGAGCUAAUCUGUCGGACAUGCACGGCAGGCGGUAUGGAGGCCCCUAGAGAUUGCCGACAGUGCUACUUUCGUCAGGUUCCUGCAGUCACAGACGAUUUCUUCGUCAAGGCGGUGCGGCCCUACUGCUGGAUCGCUGCCAUCCUCCUCUUCUCGUCCUACAUCAUUGGCCUGCUCUUCACUUUGCGGACUCAUGCCGCUAUCAUCUGGAGCACCGAUGACGAAAAGAAACCGCAAGCUCCCCCCACGGCUGAUGUGAGCCCACUGGAUACUCGACACCAAAGCAUUGUCAAUUCACAGACUCUGAGCAAGCCCGACGGAUAUUUACCUAGAUCUGCUAUCAGAGAGUCUCAGCUGUACAGGAAGAUCCUGGGUCAGUCUCUACGGUCAGCUGGUCUUCCAGACGGCGACACCAACAUCGAUAGAGAUGGCUCUGGGGCCCACGAAACGGCAUCGCAAAUCUCGGCAGUCGACCAUCAGAACAAGGGUGACUUGCCUCAUCUUGUCCCCCCGCGAUCGAGUCACGGACCCGAAGAGACACGUAGUCCCUCCCUGCAUCCCGUAGUUCCCGGGCUGUCGGAGGAAGACAACAAUAACCUUGUGCGCCAGGUGGCAGAACUGGCGGCCACUGCGGCUACCAUCGCGACUCGGGAUGCCGUCAAUCACCCGAACCGUGCGUCGUACCAAGCAACACACGCCUACAAAACAGAUCCCGUGAAAGGUCACAAACCUUCGGUAGUUCGCAGAGAUACCGUGGGAGACGAAGGCUACGCGAAUGCCGCAGCGGAGCAAGCUGCGCAACCAGCGGCAGAAGGUGGUGGGCAUGAUGCUCCCAAUUGGUCCCGGGCGAAGUCCUCCAUCAUUCUUCUCACGGCAACGAUCGCUUACGCCAUUGUGGCAGAGAUCCUGGUCGACACCGUUGACGUUGUCCUCGAUUCUGUGGACAUUGACGAGAAAUUCCUUGGCAUCACCCUCUUUGCGCUCGUACCAAAUACAACCGAAUUUCUGAAUGGCAUAUCGUUUGCGAUGAACGGCAACAUCGCCCUCAGCAUGGAGAUAGGCUCGGCGUACGCGUUGCAGGUGUGCUUGCUUCAGCUCCCUGCUCUUGUCCUGUUUACGGCAUUGCGUUGGCAAUUCAUCGACCCCAGCGGAUUGAUAGACCACACCUUCAAUCUGAUCUUCCCUCAGUGGGACAUGGUGACGAUCAUUCUUUGCGUCUUCCUGCUCAGCUACAUGUCAGGAGAAGGCAAGAGCAAUUACUUUAAAGGCAGCAUUCUGGUCAUGACCUACCUGGUGGUGGUCUUAGGCUUCUACUUCUCUGGCUUCACGAGCAUGACAGACAUGGGCGCCGAUCCGAACGAUACACUGGCCAUCAUGUCUAGCAUGGCGUGGCAGCAACAGCAUGUGCCUGGAGGAGUCACCACCACCCGGACCAUCAGCAGGAGGGAACUGUAA
Messenger RNA from Cladophialophora carrionii CBS 160.54, 3186 nucleotides. RefSeq names its product calcium/proton exchanger. Gene Ontology annotation, molecular function: calcium:proton antiporter activity. NCBI's taxonomy places the organism in Eukaryota, Fungi, Ascomycota, Eurotiomycetes, Chaetothyriales, Herpotrichiellaceae. The coding region runs from base 1 to 3186 and encodes 1061 amino acids. The transcript has a single exon. Gene Ontology annotation, biological process: intracellular calcium ion homeostasis; calcium ion transmembrane transport. Gene Ontology annotation, cellular component: endomembrane system; membrane. The record is from RefSeq and is a predicted model, not a curated record.